Molecule: messenger RNA, 2775 nt
Organism: Sugiyamaella lignohabitans
Lineage: Eukaryota; Fungi; Ascomycota; Dipodascomycetes; Dipodascales; Trichomonascaceae
Gene: NNK1
Product: protein kinase NNK1
Exons: 1
Coding region: 1-2775 (924 amino acids)
Biological process (GO): microtubule cytoskeleton organization; protein phosphorylation; intracellular signal transduction
Cellular component (GO): cytoplasm
Molecular function (GO): protein serine/threonine kinase activity; ATP binding; tau-protein kinase activity
Source: RefSeq, a predicted model, not a curated record
AUGCUUAUUCAGGGGAAAACUGCUGGGGUCGGCAAUUCUUCUUCAUCCUCGUCUGCAUCGUCUUCGCCACCAAAUCAUAAUGUGAUCCAUAAUAUUCCGGCCCCAAGAACUCACGUCACGGCAAGAAGUAUGAGUAACCCUACCAUGCCAGUGUCCAUCCCUUCGGGUAGCAACAAACCAACCGCCACUAUUGGUUCAAGAGCACAGCUUGGCUCUCCACCAGUUCUGUUCACUACAGGAGGUACCACCAGUACUAGUCCCAAUAGAAGCAGAUUAUAUCAGCAACUCACUCCACUGGUGGUACCUAGAGUACGUGGCCCUGAUAGUAGUGGAAGCAGUGCGAGCAAUAGUUUGGAGGGUCAAGGCACUAAAAAUGCUCAAAACAAUCUUGGUCCUAGUUUGGGGUCUAUAUCGGCCGAUUCUGGGGUUGAUGGCCCUGUCAACGCCACUCAAGAGAUAUCUAGAGACAACAAGCAUUUUCAAGAAAGUCAUUCGCAAUUCGCAUUAGGGCCAAGCUCUUCUUCCUAUGUAGCAGCCGCAGCGAUGUAUGAUCCAAGUACUGAAGGAAUUGGAGCUGAAUAUAUUCCAGGAUCGGUCACUAGUACCUUUGAGCCUGGUACUCAGACAGAUGAUUAUAUGAAAAUGGACGUAGAUCAGGCUGUUGAUAUGGAUCGAGGCAUCGAGGGAUUAGGCGAAGGUGUAGGGAUGGGACAGGGUACUGUAGGAACAUCUGGAACUGGAUUCCAUGGUAUAAGUGGUCCAGCGAUACAUGCUAGUGGGUUAUCAAGAGGACUGGCAAAUGAAAGAAAUUCCGAACUAACUCUAGGAAUUGUGGAUAAACCAAGGCACCCAUCUCAGCCAGUAUCAAAUCUUACUACUACAGACCCUCAAUCAUACUCACAUAAUACAUCUGCAUCAACCCAUAAUAUUAGCAUCGCCCAACCUCCCACCCAGUCGUCAAUGAUAUCACCUGAGUACUUACCUGGUGAAAUCGAAUUUAGUCCGACAAUUGCAUCUGCCUAUAUGCUAUCCUCUCCUACUCUCGGUUUAUCUGAGGCAGACUGGAAGAAGAUUCCCUUUAGCACCAGAAAGAAACUCAAAAAUGCACUCGAAACGUCGUCGCCACUCACUAUCUCUUCCAAAGAUUUGCCGCCCCAGUUAACGGGAGCUUUGAAAAGUGCGCCAAUAUCCCGAGUUGGUUCCAUGAAUAAUAACUCUUCCUUCACAGGAUUUGGAAACUCAUCCGUUCCUACUGUCGCGUCUGCAUCAUCAUCCCCAAGGCAGCCUUUUUCUCGACGGAUGAAAGAGAGGUCAGCAACGAUGUAUCCAGCUUUGGGAAAUAUUGAAGAAGGGAUGAAAAGGGCGUUUGCAUCAUCACCAAGGAACCCGCAUUUGUCGAGAUCCACAUCUCUUUCAAAUAAUUCUUCAUACUCUGAUUCUCCAGCGUACCAAUAUCUCAGCAAAUUUGGAAGUCUGACUUCUGACUCUACGACUAGUGGGGGUGCUGGGAGUAUCACAAGUAGAAAUGCAUCAUUCGUUGGGGGGGCAUCUAAUUAUCCUUUGUACGGAGAUCCUGAAAUGGGUGAGCAAAUUGGAAGCUUUUUUCUUGGUAAGAUGAUUGGUUAUGGAGGUUUCAGUCAAGUUCGUGAGGCUCAUACAAUAGAUGAAGAGACAGGGUCCAAGCUAGUUAGGGCAGUGAAGAUUGUAAAAAAGUUCAAUCCUUCCACAACUGCUGAAGAUAUGGAACGGGUUCAGAAUGAAUUUGAUCAUGAGGUAUCCCUUUGGAAGACUUUAGAUCAUCCUCAUAUUCUUAAGCUGAUGUCAGUCGAGGCAAAUGAAAAGGCUACUUAUUGCUUCACAGAACGAAUAACGGGUGGCACUUUGUUUGAUUUAGUGAAGUCCACUCGAGGUAAGAAUCUUGACUAUAACGCUUUAGCAAGUUACGUGUUUCAGCUUGGUAGUGCUCUGCUAUAUUUGCACGAGUCAAAGUUUAUUGUACAUCGUGACGUAAAGCUAGAAAACUGUUUGUUGGAAGAUAUUGGCAACGGUCAACAUAAGGUUGUCCUUUGCGACUUUGGCCUUAGUGAUUAUUAUGGUAAAAGCAAUAUCAACAGCCGAACUAUUAGCAGUAUUAAUAUUGCUGCCAGCAACAGUAUGAACUCACAAUUCGAGUCUAAAAAUAACUCGCCUGAUUCUUCCCGAUCUAUCUUGACUUCAACGUCGUCUGGGUCGGAGAGGUCAAUGAAUUUAAUAAUUGGACCAUCUGAAACUUCGUCAAUUUUAAGCCACCAUCAGAAUCCCAAUUCGACUAUCAGUCGUUCUUCUUUGAAAACUCCAUCUGCGGGGGGCAACCAAGAACUCAAGCGAAGAUCUACUUCACCUGCUCGAUUAUUCACUAGUGAGAAAUCUAAUGGCCCCACUAGUGCUAUGACAGCCAAUUGUGGUUCAAUGCCAUAUGCAUCGCCCGAGCUAUUACUUUCCGAAGUUCCAAUACUUGAUCCAGCUAUUGACAUUUGGGCGUAUGGAGUAGUUAUCCAUGGUCUCUAUAUGGGCCAGCUUCCUUGGAAUCAUAGUAUUCCUCCCAUUUUACGUAGUAUGAUCCUAAACAACCCAUGGGAUGAGGAGUCUAUGUCGAAAAAGGUGGGCCCUGAAAUUACGAACUUGGUUACUGGAUGUCUCAACAAGGACAUGAAUAAACGGUCUACGAUUCGAGAUAUUAUCUACAAACCAAUGUUUUCGAAAUUGCGUCAAGAACAUUCUGAAGUACUGAGCUGA